GUUGGUCAAAGCUGCAGCAGCAGUCGCAAAAAGUCGCAGGCGGACGAUGGACGGCCAAAUGUGUGCGAAUGAGUGAGUGAGUGAGUCAGCGCAAGAGAGUGAGCGAAAUCUUUUUUUUUUAAAUCGCUGUCUAGUGGACUUUGUGUUUCGACCUGUUCCUCCACUGUUUGCGAGCGAGAGAGAGUGUUGUUUAUGUACUUCUUGCGAGUGUUCGACAGCGGCCUGCGGAGUGUGUAAGAGCGGUCGAGGGAGAGCGUGCGUACGAGUGAGCGAGAGCGAACGAGGAUACCGAAACGGGGUGCAAAAGGAGGCAUUUCAAAGAGAUCCCUUUUUUGCUGGUGACGGUGGUGUGAGUGCGCGGCACCGCCACACCGUCAACAAAUCGGUCGUUUGCUGCCGUUCGCUCGCUCGCCGUCUUCGCGUGUUUUGAUGAGUGUGCGAGAGAGCGGCCACGAAGCUACGGGACAGCACAGGACACUCUCUUCUUGGAUCGGAGGGGGUCCCCGUACGGAACAGGCGAAUAGGCGUACAGAGCGUAAGGAGCGCGCGAGAGAGCAAUACACGCGGCGGACGCGAAUGAGCACGACACGAGCGCGUUUGUGUUGGGAAAGUGCAAAACGCAUCUUUUUUUUUUGGAUGGGAUCUUGCCGUAAUUCUCGUACGCGUAUUUAAAUUUCCAACUUAGUUGUGUUCGAGAAACGUGACGCGAAGGAUGUUUGGACAGAAGCAGCGGUAGAAGCGAAGGCAUCAGCAGCAAUAUCAGCAACUGCCAAACAAGAACAGCAGCAGGAGCCUACAGUCAAAAGAACUAGCGGCCGCAAUCAGCGAGUAGCGCGGACAAAAGAAACGGAAACAAUUAGCCGAUUGUGUAUUUGUGCGGAUUUAUAUAAAAAGUUUUUCACUUCCGUUGAAGAAUUUUUUUUUCGCAUUCGAUUGGACUCGAUCGCCCAAAUCCUUUUGUUUUCGUAGGAAACCGCGCGCGCGUUUGUCGUGUGGUUUGAAUAAGGAAGUGUGCUAAUAGUGAUUUUUGAUAAGCCGUUAAGAAACAUACACAAAAAAAAGAAGAAAACAAAAGUGAAAUGUUUGCAGGUCAAACAUAAUCAAAAGUACAAAUUUCGCAGUUCGUGUUUAGCUGAAACAUUUUUGACUACUCUCAAGUAACCGUUUCCCCGCAAGAAGAAAGGGAAGUUUGGCGGAAAAAUUAUUAGUAGUGCCCUUGCGAAGGGAAGCGAAAAAAAAAAUUUAAAAGUCUCCAAAGGAUUAUCUUCUUAGUCACUGCAGCCGUAGUGUGGUGCAAGUUCGGGACCGUGAACAAACAACAUUUCUCGGCCACCCCAAAUCAGCGAUUUCAUCCUGCUGCAUCCCCACAUUCCUCCCCCCCCCCGCGUCACCGACCGCGGCCGGCUGAUUCGCGCGAGAACGUGAGGAUUCAGCGAAAAAUUUCGCCGCAAUAUCAUCACAGCAGCAAAGGGCCAGAGGCGAGUAUUAAGCCGAGAAGCAGUGAAGGCAACGCGAAAAAAAAUUAGUGAAGUGUGUACCACCCCACCAUCGGUUGUCGUCGUCGUCUCCUUCGGUACGACCCAUUCGAGUUGAUGAGAGAAGAAGAAAACGAAAACUCAGGAGAAGUGAAAAACAACGCGUAGGAUUUUUGCCGCUGUUGUUGUUAUUGUUGUUGUUACCGGUGUAAGCCGCGAAAGACGCGUGAACACACGAAAAAUUGUUUUUACGUAAAGAAGAAGAAAAAAAAACGCGCAGUGUGUGCUUUUUGUAUGCGCGCCUAAGUAAAUUGGUGCUCAGUGUCGUCGUCCUGGCGGUGCAGUAACCCAGCCUAGGUCCUUCUUCUGCAGGAAGGUUUUCCGCCAACCAGCAGCCUGGUGGUGUAACUACUACUUCUCCUUCAGGCCUCGUUCAGAGGCUUCGCGCGCGUGUUAAGGCUGCCAUUCUGCACACGGGGACCUCAUCCCUGUACGGCAGAACCACACAGCCCAGCGACUCAAGCCCCGCAAUCGUGGACCAGCAGCAACACCAGCAGCCGCUAAGGCAUCCUCAUCAUCCCCAUCCAGCACUGCGGCCGCCAGCACCGCAUCUAGCCGCCACCCUGCAGCAGCCACCAGCUCGUGCCGGUUGGGAUUGUAAUUUAUAUUCACGCACAACGACGCAUUUCAAGAUGAUGAUGGCAACGAAAGGCAAACGCCCACUGCGGCAUCUCACGGCCACGGAUAAGAUCGAUGCGAUUCAGCGGAUUCACGACGGCGAAUCGAAGGCAUCGGUGGCGCGGGAUAUCGGCGUCCCGGAGUCUACACUGCGAGGAUGGUGCAAGAACGAGGAAAAAUUGCGCUACAUGUCCCGCCAGUCAGCGGAGAAUGCAGACAAACUGACGAGCGAAGCCACGGCAGCUGCCUUGACGGCCGCCGCGGCAGCAGAACUCUUCAACGGACCACCCGAGAAGCGCAUGAAGCUGGAGCAGGGACUGUUCGGCAAUGGGAAGCUGAAAUACGACGACAGUUUCUACAAGAGCCCGAGGGGCCCGAUGAAUGGGCUCGAUCUCAGCGGAGGGGACAAAGGUCUGGGAGUUUCCGGAGGGGACAUCAUCAUGAACGGACUGCACGGUGCGGAUUUCAGUGCGUUCGCUAAGACAGCUGCCGAGAUAUCGGCCCUCAGCAAGUCCAAAGAGAUGAAUCUCAAGGGAUACGGUGCAGAUCUUAGCAAACACGGGGAUCCAACGAAGGCAGAUCUCUCAAUGGCCGCCAUCAGUCCUCUGACCAGCCUGAGUCACCUGUCGGGGAUGUCCAGCCUGGCCCAGAGCCCGCUGGCAUUGAGCUUCAACGAAAUCGCUAACAAUCUGAACCUGAUAGCGCAGCUCCACAACAAUCACAACCUAACGACGAUGUCCAAUCUGGGAGGACUGAGCGCGGCCCAAUCGCUUCGCAAUGCACGCCCCAAGGCCAAUACUAGUCAGAGCCCCCGCACUUCGAGUCUGUCCGAGUCGAACGGUGACAAGACUCCCUCGCUAACGGUUCGCAAUUUGGCCAAGCUGCAGCAAAAAAGCGAGCUUACUAACGGUAUGAUCCAUGGUAUUAAUCUAAACGACAAAUAUAAACAACAAUCAUCUGCUGCUCCCCUAGGUCGUGAUCCAAAUGCACCGGUCGACGAAGCGCUCUGGUAUUGGCUCAAAUCCCAACAGCUGAACAGUCUCUAUUCGACGAUGCCGCGUCCCUCCAGUCCCCAGCAGAGUUCCUCCCCACCCCAGCAGCACCAACAGCUCCAGCACCACCCAUCGACUCAAACGCCAACGCCACCAAUCGUCUCAACGCCUCAGCCGACACCCCCGUCAUCCGCUCCGUCCCUCACCCCAGAGGACACCAAAAAUUCCUCCUGGUUUUGGCAAUGGUACAAAACUUUCGGCGCCUCGCUAAUGCCCGGCGACAAAUCCAACAAUAACACUAUCAACACCAACGCCAACUCCAAGCAGUCAUCGUACGAGAACAUUCUCUACUCUCAGCUUACCAAGGGACAGAACCCGGAUUCACUCAACAACAACGCUCAGCCGAUGAAUCUGAACAUCAACGGUUCCAGCGGCCAAGAUAAUCUCAAAACGGAACCGGAGGAUCUCUCGAACCACAACAACAACUCCUCGGGGCACCUUGCUGCCCCGGACGAUCAUCAGCGCUUCAAUCCGAGCCCAUCGACGAGUAUCAAAUCCGAACCAAAGCCCGAAGAUGACGAGGAACCACAACCCACAACCCAUGGCGAAGAGGAACUCCCGGCGGAACCAAAAACCAACGGCAAAGUCAAGGAAGUUCUCGACAAUCUUCUGUUCCAGCAGACCGACGAAGACCGGGACAGCCCUGCCCCGGGGUCGAUGCGCCGCUCGGUCAGCCCCGCCAUUAGCAACCACAACGGUAACAACAGCACCCACGAUCCCAGCGAGUUGAUCACCUCCAACGGACUGCCCUCCGACGAAGUGAAGAGCGAGAUCUCCGAGGACUCCAAUCAGUUCGCGGUGGAAAUCAAAAGCUCCGCCGAUGCCGUCGAGCUGGGUGAAAAGUUUCUCAAGUGGUUGGAGUCCUGCAGUGACCCGAACGUUACCGCCAUGCAGGUCGUCCAGUUCAAGUUCCUGCUCAACAGCAUCAAGCUGAGCGCCGAAAGGCAGCAGCAGCAAACGGUGGCCAGCAGCGGCGGCGAGGAACGCACCCGAGUUCGAAGACGGAAGUAAAUGGCAUCCUCGUCCAUCUGUGUAUAUAGUCAUCCGCAUCCUCGGAACGUCCUUUCCCCUUCUCCCGAUGAUCAGUCUAAAUCAAAACGCAAACACUAUAUCAUUAGAGCGCUAUCGCAGACAUACACUCAGAGAGAGAGAGAGAGAGAGAGAGAGA
Messenger RNA from Toxorhynchites rutilus septentrionalis, 4373 nucleotides. Its product is annotated as protein distal antenna-like. Bases 2168 to 4216 code for a protein of 682 amino acids. The record is from RefSeq and is a predicted model, not a curated record. Gene Ontology annotation, molecular function: DNA binding. The transcript is spliced from 2 exons. Lineage: Eukaryota; Metazoa; Arthropoda; Insecta; Diptera; Culicidae.